AUGAAAGGAGGAGAUAUUUCCCCUUGCUUUUCUUCCUUCUCAGGUGGAAAUCAGUGGCACCAAACACUUACGUACGUGCGGAUACCCUUCGUGGACCUUACCCAAAUCCGUAUCAUGGAUCUGUGCUCCACAGUGAACUGUCAUGCAAUUCUAUAAAAUGGUGAGCGCGCCAUUGAUGAUAUUCCACGAGCAACAGGAAAGAAUCCUCUUCAAGGAUGGCAAAAGCCUCGGUUUCCAGCACCACCUGCUUCUUCCUUCUCUUCCUGUAUUCUCUUCCACUUUUCCAACUCACUGGUGCAAGACGCACAAACCUGUACCUUCGGACUGUCGAGAUCGAUGCGCUGCUCCGGCCACCAAGCAGAUGCAACGCCGGAAAAGCUGAAGGUCUGACCAACGGUGAGGAAGGUCCGUCGGCCAUGAAACUAGUCGAUCGGCACGGCCCAUGUUCGCCCUUCCAUGGAAACGUGAGAUCCACCAGCAACAGCCAACUCGCAAUUCUCCAGCGCGACCGGUCCCGGGUCAACUGGAUCAACUCCAGGAUAUCUUCUUCUCUAUCACCACCACCUAAUGAGCAGCCACAGGACCUGUUCAGCACGGAUGCCACCGUAAGCAUUCCGGCCAAACCAGGCAACGAACUGGACGUCGGGAACUACAUCGUCACGGUGGGUCUAGGCACGCCCAAGGUGGACUUCAACCUGAUCUUUGACACGGCCAGCGACCUCACCUGGGUCCAGUGCGAGCCCUGUUCCGGCUAUUGCUACCCACAACAGGGAACCAGGUUCGUCCCCUCAGCCUCCGCCACAUAUAAAAACAUAGCCUGCUCUGCGCAAGAGUGCGCCGACGUGAAGCUCGAGUCUGGGUUCAACGACUGCAAGUCUUCCAACUGCAUCUACGGGGUGGCUUACGGAGACCGAUCCUACACCGUCGGCUACCUGAGUCAAGAUACCCUGACCUUGACUGCCAACGACUCGGCCGCUGGUUUCAUCUUCGGCUGCGGGCAAAACAACCAAGGGCUGUUCGGGUUAGCCGGCGGACUUCUCGGACUAGGACGCAGCAAGUUAUCGGCCAUAUCCCAAACUGCCCAGAAGUACGGCAGCGUGUUUGCCUACUGCCUGCCGACGUCCGGCGAGGUCGGGCAGCUGACCUUCGGCCCCGACUCGUCAUACUCCACCGCUAAGUACACGCCGCUGCUACACCGCGAUCGCCCCUUCUACUUCGUCUCGGUCACUGGGAUGAGCGUAGGCGCGCAGCCGUUGCCUGUUGCUCCUUCCGUCUUCGCGACUUCCGGCACCAUAACGGACUCCGGGACGGUGAUCACCCGGCUGUCGCCUGCGGCCUACGACGCAUUGCGUUCUGCUUUUCGAGCCGCCAUGGCAAAGUAUAAGAUGGCGGAUCCAUUGAGUAUCUUGGACACAUGCUAUGAUUUCUCCAACACCACAACGAUUGAGUAUCCUUAUAUUACAUUCCACUUCCAGGGGGGAACCGAUUUGGUGCUUGAUGCUUUCAAUAUCUUCUACAUUGCGUCUGCAUCCCAAAUCUGCCUGGCGUUUGCCGCCAACAGCAAUGAGACGGAUGUGAAUAUCAUAGCCAACAUACAGCAGAGGAAGACUCUGAUAGUGCAUGACAUCCCCAACUCAAGGAUUGGGUUUCAACAAAAUGCCUGUAAUUGAUUAAGUUUUUCAUGCACCAUCCUUUUCGUUUUCCCACAAUAUAUAGUGGAAAACAUGUAAUAUAAUGGAAGCAUCGCUUCUGACAUCAUUUACGUGCGUUUGAAAUAAAAUGACUGCCGAUUUCCGAACUAUUAAA
Nymphaea colorata (pocket water lily) is the source of this 1806-nucleotide messenger RNA. RefSeq names its product aspartyl protease family protein At5g10770-like. The transcript has 2 exons. Gene Ontology annotation, molecular function: aspartic-type endopeptidase activity. Lineage: Eukaryota; Viridiplantae; Streptophyta; Magnoliopsida; Nymphaeales; Nymphaeaceae. The coding region runs from base 216 to 1670 and encodes 484 amino acids. The record is from RefSeq and is a predicted model, not a curated record. Gene Ontology annotation, biological process: proteolysis.